AUGGCAGCCUCAUCUGAAUUGAGUGGUGCCCAUCUACCUGUUAGGUCUAUUAGCUUGCCCUCCAGGACACAACCAAGUUCUGUCAGGCUUGAAGAAGUAUUAAACACUAUAAAAUCCUGCCAAAUUUCAUCAGUUUCGACAGCAUUUCCGGUCGGAGCAGAGACUAUUCAAACUGGUCUAGCUGGGCUUGCAGAGUUGUACAAUUGUUUGGAGGAACUCAUCCACUCUCCUCUCACCCGACAAGCUCUUCUGUGUCAUGAACAUCGAAAGCUAGUGGAAGAAAUUCUUGAAGGGUCAAUCACAUUGCUGGACACAUGCGGCACUGCAAGGGACAUUAUCUUUACCAUGAAGGAACAUGUCCAAACCCUGCAGUCUGCUUUACGUAGGAAGGGAGUGGAUUCAAGAAUUGAAAGUGAUAUUCAUGCUUACAUGCUCUUCAGAAAGAAGGUGAAGAAGGAUGUUGCUAAGUGCCUUAAAGAAUUGAAGAGAACGGAAAGAAAAGUUUCUUCCUCUCCACUGUUGGAUUUAGACCUCCGUUUAUCGAUGGCGAUCGGAGUUCUAAGAGAAGCAAGCGCCAUUACCAUGUCCAUUUUUAGAUCUCUUUUGCUGUUCCUGUCCGUGCCGGCAAUGGAGACAAACGCUGCACGUUGGUCAUCAUUGGUUUCGAGAUUGAUGCCAGCGACGGCGAGAUUAUUGUCCUGUGAGAAAGGCCAGAAGAUUAUCAAUGAGGUGGGGAGCGUUGAUGUUGCUCUUUGUUCCCUCCAUGGGCAUCUAAGAAAUAAGGAUGCUAAGGCCGAAGUUCAAUUGGCACAAAGGAUGUUGGAAAAACUCCAUCUUAGCAUUAAUGAUGUUGAGGAUGGAUUAGAUUGUCUGUUUAGGUGUUUACUCCAAAAUAGAGUGUCUUUCUUGAACAUCCUUGCUAAUUAA
Molecule: messenger RNA, 927 nt
Organism: Corylus avellana
Lineage: Eukaryota; Viridiplantae; Streptophyta; Magnoliopsida; Fagales; Betulaceae
Biological process (GO): shoot system development; root development
Source: RefSeq, a predicted model, not a curated record